Molecule: messenger RNA, 2803 nt
Organism: Thalassophryne amazonica
Lineage: Eukaryota; Metazoa; Chordata; Actinopteri; Batrachoidiformes; Batrachoididae
Gene: nup107
Product: nucleoporin 107
Exons: 27
Coding region: 1-2727 (908 amino acids)
Biological process (GO): post-transcriptional tethering of RNA polymerase II gene DNA at nuclear periphery; regulation of DNA-templated transcription; mRNA export from nucleus
Cellular component (GO): nuclear pore; nuclear pore outer ring
Molecular function (GO): structural constituent of nuclear pore
Source: RefSeq, a predicted model, not a curated record
AUGGACUGGGGGCAGAGUGAGCUGCUGUCUCCUGUGGUUCGAGAUGAUGAAGUCACAGUUGCAGCCCGCAGGAGGAGCAAAAAGGUCGCCUUCCCGUCACCUGGCACUGGCAGUCCAGCUGUUUCUCAGGUGACACCAGCUCGCCCCCUGCUGAGGAACACUCCUGCUUCACUCUUCAGACAGGCUGUGACGCCAAAAGCUCCAGAUGUUUCCUCCAUUUUGGCUCCAGGCAUUCGAACACCUCGAUAUACUCACACACCCAGAAACGCAGCUGGAAGUCUGAAUUUGGAUGACAGCGAUUGGACCAACAGCUUGUACACCUCACCUGUGUCGGGAUUGGACAACACCAGCUUCUUCACUUAUGACAUCACCAACCUCAGCAGUGCGCUGCUGAAGGAGGACGACCCUGGAGAGGCUGCGGCCGCCAGUCUUUUCCCAGAGUUCCUUGCGUCCUUCGUGAAGCACUCUUCUUCUGCUGUGUUUGAUCUUCUGGAGGACUUUCAGACGCUCUGUCAGGACAAGGUGGACAUGCUGCAGUCUGUGGUCCUUCGCGCGGGUCAGAACAGUAAGACAGCGGGAGUGCGCUGGCUGCUGCAGCAGGAGAGCUGCACCUGGAGACUCAUUGCUUCACUCUACAGGGAUCGGGUCCAGUUGGCACUGGAAGAAGACAUGAUGACGGACCUAAUUGUUCCCAGUGAGAGUGAGAAGGUUGUGGUGGAGCAGCUGUUUCAGCACGACGCCGUUAUUCGACAGAGUCAGCUGGUUGUUGAUUGGCUGGAGAGCAUCGCCAAGGAUGAGGUUGGAGAAUUCUCUGACAAUAUAGAAUACUACGCUAAGAACGUCUGCUGGGAGAAUACCCUCCAUGCGCUCAAGCUGAGGAGGAAAAGUGGCACCGCCUUCACUAUUCCUCUGGUCACUGAACUGGACCCUGAUGCUCCUUUUCGACAGCAGCGUCCCCUAGCUGACCUGGACAGAGAAGAUGACGCCAGGUUGCUGAAGAACCUCUUCACGCUGAUCAGAGCAGGAAUGACUGAGGAGGCUCAGAGGUUGUGUAAGCGUUGUGGUCAAGCCUGGAGAGCAGCAACUCUGGAAGGGUGGAAACUCUACCAUGACCCCAACCUGACCUCAGGUAGUUUAGAGUUAGAGCCUGUUGAAGGAAACCCUCACAGAGGAAUCUGGAAAGCGUGCUGCUGGAGGAUGGCUGAGGAGGAGCAGUUAAACCGAUAUGAACGAGCCAUCUACGCCAGCCUGAGUGGAAACCUGAAACCGAUGCUGGUGGUGUGCGAGUCCUGGGAGGACUGUGUCUGGGCGUACUUCAGGGUGAUGGUUGACUCACUGGUGGAAAAGGAGCUGAUGUCAUCAGGCAUGGCUCAUCAGGAAGUGGAGACGCUGCCGCGAGAAUACCUGGAGGCCAACUGGACCAUGGAGAAGGUGUUUGAGGAGCUUCAGGCCACAGAGUCAAAGAGAGUUCUGGAGGAGAGCCGAGAGCAUUACCACACCAUCCAGAAGUUUAUCAUCUUAGGAGACCUGGACGGGCUGCUGGAGGAGUUCUCUGAAUGGCUGAUGGCCUCUAAGCCCCUCCCCUCCCACCUGCUGCGGUUCAUGGCUCACCUGCUGCUGUUUUUCCGCUCUCUGGGUCUGGCACUAAAGGAGGACGUGUGUGUGGAUGUGCUGAAAGCGUACGUUUCACUGCUGAUUCGGGAUCAGCAGACCGACCUCGUGGCGAGCUACGUCAGCCAGCUCCCGAACGAACUAGCCACCGCUCAGUACAGCACCUUCUUAGAAACCAUCAACCAGCCAGAGCUCCGCCCCCACUGUCUGCAGCUCGCCACCGAAGCCGGUCUGGAUGUCGCGGCUGUAACGAAGCUGGUGGUUGAGACGGUGAGAGAGCAAGAUGACAUGGAGUUCACCAAUCACAACCAAAUCCUGGAGACGGGAACUACAAAGGAGGAUCAGAGGAAGAUCGACGUGAUCGAUUGGCUGCUGUUCGACCCUGCCCACCGAGCUGAAGCGCUGAAGCAGUCCAACGCCAUCAUGAGGAAGUUUCUGGCUGUGCAGAAGCAUGACGCAGCCAAGGCCAUGUUCUCCAAAGUGCCCGAGGAUUCUAUGAGGGAGAUCUACUGCCAGUGGGCGGGGCUCGGACAGGUCACGCCUCUGCCUGCUGAAGACGAGAAUGCCAUCCGGGAACACCUGUGUAUCAGAGCCUACCUGGAAGCUCAUGAGGCCUUCACUGAUUGGUUCAGCCACAGUAGUUCAGCCCCCCAGAAGCCAGUGCCCACCUCUGAGGCCAAAUUCACAGAAAGAGUAGCCAAUGAGAUGAGAGAGAAGGAGUACCAGGCCUUGCUGUCAGCCUGGUCCAGUCGUCUGGAUGUUCUGACUGAAGAUGUGAAGGAAAGGAUCUAUAACGUGCUGCUGUUUGUGGAUGGAGGCUGGAUGGUCGACAACAGACAGGAUUCAGAGCAGGAUUCGGCGCGCAGCCACCAGAUGGCAGCACUGCGCUCCUUGUGUCUGCCUCGCCUGUGCUUCUUGCUACUCAGCGUCUUGCAGAACUCCUCCAGACACCAGGAGGCGCUGCGACUCGCAGACAUCGUUUCGUCUGACCAGCACCGUCUCUACCAGGUUUUCUCUAAGGAGGAGCUGAGGAGGUUUCUUCAGAAGCUGAGGGAGUCGUCGCUCUCUCUGUUGGACCAAGGACUCGACCCGCUGGGCUACGAGUUGCAGCCAUGAACACACACACACUCAUUCAACUUGUAUCAUUUUUUUUGUUUUUUCCCUUUGUUUAAUAAAAAGUGUUUGUGGAUGA